Molecule: messenger RNA, 2940 nt
Organism: Ostertagia ostertagi
Lineage: Eukaryota; Metazoa; Nematoda; Chromadorea; Rhabditida; Trichostrongylidae
Source: the annotation of a GenBank genome assembly
AUGACUGAACUCGUACGGAAACGUUCUAUACAUAUACGUGAUGCACGGAUAGCAGGGCUUUAUGAUCUGGAGCAUACGAUUGGACAGGGACACUUUGCAGUAGUAAAACUAGCACGUCAUGUGUUCACUGGAGAAAGAGUGGCUGUCAAAAUUAUUGAUAAGUCUAAUCUCGAUAGCGAUUCGAUGGGACAUGUCAUGCAGGAGGUGCGAUGUAUGAAACUAGUACAGCACGCGAAUAUUGUGCGGCUGUAUGAGGUCAUUGACACCAAUACAAAGAUGUUCCUAAUUCUCGAGUUGGGGGACUACGACAUGCACGACUUCAUAAUCAAACAUGAAAACUUCAGGGCAUCGAAGGAAUCAUUGGCCCAACAAUAUUUUUGCCAGAUAAUAACGGCCAUAGACUACUGCCAUCGUCUUCAUGUUGUUCACCGUGACUUGAAGCCUGAAAAUGUGGUUUUCUUUGAAAAACUGGGAAUGGUGAAGUUAACUGAUUUUGGAUUCUCUAACCUCUUUGAGCCCGGUGAGCAAUUACGCACUGCGUGUGGUUCGCUUGCAUAUUCUGCUCCAGAGAUCCUUCUUGGUGACGCUUAUGAUGCUCCGGCAGUUGACGUGUGGUCUUUGGGAGUUAUUCUUUUCAUGUUGGUAUGUGGACGGUUACCUUUCCAAGAGGCAAACGACUCGGAAACUUUAACCAAAAUCCUCGACUGCCGAUAUAAUACUCCGGACCACCUUUCCAACGCUUGCAGAAACUUAAUCCAACGUAUGUUGGUAAGAGACCCGUCGAAGAGAGCAGGCCUGGCAGAAAUAGUCUCAAAUGCGUGGGUCAUGGCUGGUGAUCGAGGGCAUGCUGCGGUGUUACCCCUCAUAGUUAAGCAUCAUUUGCCCCAUUCUGCACAUACAACCAUUAUAGAACAGAUGGUCGCUGGGGGUGUCGGAACAGAGGAAGCCAUACUUAGAGCUCUCGAGAACGACGAGUACAAUUCCAUGACAGCGACAUAUUAUCUUCUUGCUGAGCGUAUAUUGGCCUCAUGUAGGGAAGAACAAGCUAAAGAACUUAUGGCAAGAGUGGGAUCUAGCGUACCCGAUGAAGAUCUGCAAGACAGUGAAUCCCGUCUACCUGGAGCCACUCCUUCAGUGGGGUCGCGCUGCCGGAGCAGGUCGAAUUCUUGGCGUGCUCGUCCUUGCACAAUUCUUAAAGAGGAGAGUGAAGAGGAGUUGUGCUCUUACUUGCGCUCUAGCCGUCAUAGCAGCCGGUCUUUUUCCAACGAUACCAACUACACACACGUCCACACAACCGCACGGGAGGCUUCGCCACUGCAGCCUUCAGUUGAAGGAGAUGUCCGUGAUGUACCCCGUAGCUUACUACUGUCUAAAGCUGCUCAGUUCGAUGACCUCUCUCCUAUAGCGGAGCACUGUCCUACCACAGCCCCUUUAAGUGGCAGUGACUCGAAAGGAAACUUUUCUGAGCAGAUUGUCGCGCAACGAAGGGCGAUAUUUGCUCGUACACGAUCAUGUGGAGCUAAUAACUCUACUCGUUCAAGAUUCUCGAAAUCCGACGACGAAGACACUUCAGUAGUGACUUCGCGGUCCCGUCGACAGUCUUAUGCGGGGCUUGUGGAUCUUGCACGCAGGAAUUCGUCUCCCUCGAUUUCCAUGUUCAGUGGAACUCGCGAUCGCGUGAGUCCGCAGGCUGUUCAAGAUCUCAUGGAAUUAUGCCGAUUAGGUGGUGCUCGACGUGCUGUAAGCCCAGAGAGUAUCCGAAGCAGUCGGUCGCCGUCACCUCCUACAAGUAGUGGAAGAGCUUCUCCAGCCAUGUCAUCGCUUUCUUCAUUAUCUCGCUUGAAAGUUGCAACAUCUUCGUUUGGUGGCGGCAUGCGGAAGCUAUCCUCUUCACCACAUCUGCUGGGUAUUUGCGAAGAGGGCGAAGACGUGGAUUCUAACGCAGUACUUCUUACAACAUCUGGACAAGGAUCUUCUAGAACGAAUAGAUCGUCUUCAACUGGACUUUCGCAUUUGCGUCAUGGAGCUAUCCAGGCCACAAAGAGUACAGGCGCUCAUACGCAGCCAACUUACAGUUCGGUGCGCAUGAUUCGCCCACGUCAUGCAGUAGUAUCACCAGAUGUUUGCAGGCGUUAUGACCAGCAUUCAAGGCUUAUCGCACGUAGUCGUCGUAGCACAAGUUGUUCCUCCUCCGAAGCGUCUGAUGAUGAAGAAGGGAAACGCUUGUCGAUUCUUGGCUCAGUGCAUUGCGGUAGAAAACGAGACGGUGAUAACGAUAGAGAUGACACAACUGGUGGCCAAGGAGGUGUAGCUGGAGGUCCCGGAGGAAGUGGCGAAGCAGGGAAGCCUUAUUUGGCAUGUAGCGGUUCAGACACAAAUGCAACCGGAGACUCAACCCGGGAACGGAGGUCUGGAGGAGCAACGGAAGGAUGUUCUUCCACCGGGCAGCAGCAUCUGUGUCCAAUACCAGAGAUGACCCACCUUGAUAGCAAUCGAGGGGAAUGUCUACGCGCCAAACUUCUUCAUAGGUCGCAUACCGCUGAAAGGAUAGCAAAAGACUGGGCUUCGGUGUACACAAAGGAUUACGUUCAGGAAAUUUCAUGCUUUGGUACACCACCCAGAGAUGUUGCCAACAUUUCCCCUGGAGAAAAUCGAAAUGGUGUAGAUUGUUGGAUUCACAGUCUGAAGCGAACCCGGUCGGAUGAUGGCAUGCAGCUGGCACACUGCGGCGACAGCGAAAGUUUGGGUGAUUCAGUGUUCGACAUUCCAGCAGAAUCGGUGCUUUCAUCUGUUAGCGACAUUUUGGAACGAAAUAGUGAUUCUGGAUGUUCUAGUGAGAAAGUCUUCAAAAAUCCAAAGAAGGAGAGAGUAAGCCUGAGGUGGGGAUGUUUUUCGUUUGGAUCCAAAAUCUUAAUGAAGCUAAACUGUUUUCAUCCCUAG